Messenger RNA from Camellia sinensis, 1525 nucleotides. RefSeq names its product alpha/beta-Hydrolases superfamily protein. NCBI's taxonomy places the organism in Eukaryota, Viridiplantae, Streptophyta, Magnoliopsida, Ericales, Theaceae. The record is from RefSeq and is a predicted model, not a curated record.
AUAUACAUGGAUAUGUAGCCUAAGACAUUUGUGUUUGCUGAUAUAGGCAUAUAUAAAUAUAAUAUAUAUAUAUAUUGAUCGGAGAUGGGGGCGGUGACGUCGUCAAUGGCGGCGAAGUUCGCGUUCUUUCCGCCGAAUCCGCCGUCGUACACGGUGGUGGUGGACGAAUCCACCGGCAAAAUGAGGAUCACCGACGUCUCCGAGAGGGAAAACGUCGACGUUUUGAAGCUGGCCACCAAGAGGGGUACUGAGAUUGUGGCGGUGUAUAUGAAGAAUCCGGCGGCGGAGUCUACGGUGCUCUACUCCCACGGCAACGCCGCUGAUCUAGGUCAGAUGUAUGAACUGUUCAGCGUACUCAGUAUUCAUCUCCGAGUCAACUUGAUGGGAUAUGAUUAUUCAGGGUAUGGACAGUCCACUGGCAAGCCAAGUGAGCAGAACACUUACGCAGACAUAGAAGCUGCAUAUAGAUGCCUUGAAGAGACUUAUGGGGUUAAGGAGGAGGAUGUCAUAUUAUACGGGCAAUCCGUUGGGAGUGGACCCACUUUAGAUUUGGCAUCCCGUUUACCAAGAUUGAAGGCUGUGGCUCUUCACAGUCCAAUCUUGUCAGGCCUUCGAGUCAUGUAUCCAGUGAAGCGAACAUACUGGUUUGACAUAUAUAAGAAUAUUGAUAAAAUACCAUUGGUGGGCUGUCCUGUUUUAGUAAUUCAUGGAACUGCAGAUGAUGUUGUGGAUUGCUCCCAUGGUAAGCAGCUUUGGGAGCUCUGUAAAGAAAAAUAUGAACCACUAUGGAUUAAAGGAGGAAAUCAUUGUGACUUGGAGAUCUAUCCGGAGUACAUACAGCAUCUAAAGAAGUUUGUUUCAGCCGUUGGGAAAUUAUCACAUUUGAGAAAUAGUUCUGGAUUGAAUACAGAUCAAUCCGAGAAUCCCAGAAGCAGCACAGAUUGUCGAGACAAACCUAGAUCGAGUACAGAUCAGAGGGAGAGGUCUAGACUAAGUAGUGAUCAGAGAGAGAAAUCAAGAUCAAGCACAGACCAUAGAGAGAAAUCAAGAGCCAGCAUUGACAGGAGGGAAAAAGAGAAGAAGGUCGAGCAUCCUGAGAAAGCAAAUAACAGCACAGACCAGCCAGAGAAAGCAAGGAACAGCAUUGAUCGCUUUGGAGAUAUGAUGAGGUCAGUCGGAUUGUGCAAUAUCGAUUGUUUCAAGCCUACAGGAGCUGCUGGGAUCUGAGGAUAGGAAGAAAGGUCAGUCCAAAAGUCGAUUCCAUCUGGAUUUGUCCCUUUUUUUUUUUUUUAAUUAGUCCAUUGGUUUUAUUGGGUUAUAGGAAAAUGUCUAUUUUUGAAUUUCAUGUUUCAGAUAAACAAUAAAAAGUUAAUUUAUCUAGAUUAUGUAUCUUCUAACUUUUCUCUCAAUUGGAAGAAAUGGAUCCAUGUAACAACCCCAUUUAAGUGGGGACAAAAGCUUAUUGAAUUGAGCUGAAUUGCAUGGAGUAUAAAUCUCUCCCUUGGUUGUUAGAUUGGCUGUUUCA